Molecule: messenger RNA, 3052 nt
Organism: Lotus japonicus
Lineage: Eukaryota; Viridiplantae; Streptophyta; Magnoliopsida; Fabales; Fabaceae
Product: seed biotin-containing protein SBP65
Exons: 2
Coding region: 670-2802 (710 amino acids)
Source: RefSeq, a predicted model, not a curated record
UUUCCUUCUUACAAAAUCCAAACCUCCUAUUUACCCGACCAACUCAUUCUUUUGUGUUUGAAUCAGGUUGAGUUAUAUGAAUUAGUCUAAAAUAUGUGCACCUCUAAUUUCUCUUAUACCAUACAACCUAUAAAUUUACAUUUUUGUCACUAUCAAUCUAGAUCAAGAUCUUCUAUCCUCCACAGAACAAGAAAUAACACAUCAAAUAUCGAUGAUCUAAUCUCUUCGAAGACCAAGCACUCUCAGGCCAGGUGUCUCACAUCGUAUUGUAUCAAGUACUGACUCAUACGUGGCAGUCCUUCCAGUUCCACGUGUCUUCAACAUGAAAGUCCUCAACCCAACCCCUUGAAUCAAGGGCCUUGAUCCAAUCCAAUCAUCCUAAUCCUAAGCUAACUUAAACUUUUCUUCAGAGCAUGUCCCCUGAGUAACAUUUGUCAGAUGCAGAACCAUCCCACGUAGCACCACCCAUUAAAUCUCGUACCACAUGUCCUCCUCCAUGCAAACCCAACCACGACCAACCUCCUCGAACCGCCAAUACUUCUCCAUUUAAAUCCCUCAAGCACACACAUUGAAACACCAUUUCCUAUCUACAUUGUUCUCAAACACAGAAACCACUGCUUCAAAAUUUCUUUGAGAGUGUAUUCGAUUUGAAACAACAACAACAACAACAUGGCGUCUGAGCAGUUAUCUCGCAGAGAGAACACCACCAGCGAGAGAAAGAUUCAAGUUGAGAAGGACAGGGUCCCCAAAAUGACCACCCACUUCGAGCACCUCUCCUUGCAAGGCAAUAAGCCUCCGCAGGGGAGCAUAGAAGCCUUACAGGGCGGUGAACUUGGCAAAGACAACGCCGGGAAAGCCAUCGGCGACGUCGGCGGACGUGGCAAAGCAAGAGAAACACACGAACUGGGAGCACAAUUCGAGUCCAUUGCUGACAAAGUGAAGGACGAAGACCGCACCGAGAAAAAACAGAGUGGCGCUGCAAAUUUCGUUCAGGGUGGUGCAGGAAUAGAGGAUCGUGGCGGUGUUCGUGACAUGGGGAAGUUCGAAUUGAAACCAGAAGGGAACGCAGGUCUAGUGGGUCCAGAUAGAACCAAAGACAGAGAAGUACUCGAAAGAAGAACCAGAGUGAUAACCGGAGGAACAGAGGAUAAAGAAAAAAACAGAGCAAUGGAGAAAAACAGAGCACUUGAGAAAGGGCAAGUAGUGGCGGAGAAAGGAAGAAUGAAAGAGGGAGAAGGAAGAGUUGGGGCUGAAAAUAUCCCUGCAGGGAUGACAAUGAGAUUCAAUAGAACUGGUGAGAAAGGAGAAACUGGAAGAGAAGAAAAAUCAGAGAAGGAAAGAGAACAGAGUGAAAAGUCUUACUUGGAAGAACUCUCCAAGUACAGAGCACAAGCUCAGCAGAAAUCAAACGAUGUGAUUUCUGCUGCUCAAGAGAGAUACGAGAGAGCGAAGCAAGCAACGAACGAGGCACUGAGCAGCACAACGCAAACCGCGCAAGAGAAAACAGCACAAGCAAUGGAAAAAGCAUCACAAGCAAAGGACACAACACUUGAGAAGGGGCAACAGGGUUACGUAGCGACCAAAGACACGCUGUCCAGCGCGGCGAAAACCGCGGCGGAGUACACUGCUCCGGUGGCGGAGAAGGCAAAAGGGUACACCGCUCAGGCUGCGGAGAUGGCAAAGUCUGCAGGCGGCACCACGGUUCAGUUCGUGGGAGAGAAUGCGGUGCAGGCUAAGGAUGUGACUGUGGAGACUGGGAAGACGGCGGCCGAGUAUGCUGGGAAGGUGGCGGCGGAUUUGAAGGACAAGGCCACGGCGGUGGGGUGGACUGCGGCGAAUUACUCUGCUGAGUUGACGGUGGAGGGGACUAAGGCUGCGGCGAAUGUUGUGGAGGGAGUGGCAGGGUAUGCAGGUCAUAAGGCGGCUGAGCUUGCUUCUAAGUCGGUGGAUACUGUUAAGGGUUUGGCUGCUGCUGCUGGUGAGACUGCUAAGGAGUACACUGCAAGGAAGAAGGAGGAAGCACAGAGGGAAUUGGAGGCCAAAAAAGCUGCACAACAACAGGAAGUUGAGCAAAGGCCAUCAGAGGGUAUUGGGGAAACUGUAAGCCAAUAUGCACAAAAGAUGAUGCCAAGUGGAGAAAGCACUCAGAGGAGCCAAGCACAAGGUAGUACUGGCAAUCAAGAGGGGAUGGGGAGCAAUGUAAUGAAUACCAUUGGAGAAACUGUGAGCAAUGUUGGGGAGAAGGUGAAGAAACCAUUUGAAAACAUCGCUGGAAGCCAAGCACAAGGCAGUACUGGUAAUCAAGAGGGAAUGGGGAGCAAUGUGUUGAACACCAUUGGAGAAACAGUGGGCAGUGUCGGGGAAAAGGUGAAGAAGCCAUUUGAAAACAUCACUGGAGCAGGAAGGAAGGGAACUGAGAGUACUGACCAAAGUGCAGGGGGGAAGGUAAGUGAGACAGUGAAAAAGAGUGGUGAGAACGUGAAGAAACCACUAGAGAACAUCACUGUAGGAGGAACAGAGGUUUUAGGAGCAGUAGGUGAAACUGUGGGUGAGAUUGGGAAAAACUUGAUUAAAUCAGCAGAGAAAGUUCAGGAACAUGGUCAAGUUCAACAAGGACAAGAGGGUGGUGUGCUGGAUGCUAUUGGUGAAACCAUAGUAGAGAUCGCGCAGACAACUAAAAUCAUUGUUGCUGGUGAGGGGGAAAGAGAGUCAAGGAAACAUAACAUUAUUGGGUCAGAAUCUCGCUCAAGUUCUGAUCGUGCCAAGCAUGAAGGUGUUGAUCAAUCACCAAAGAGUGUUUAAAUGAGUGGGAACAGUUUGUUAAUUCCAUGGAGGUUUAGUAACAUGUCAUGUUCAUGCUUAGCUGUAAGUGCAAGUUCCAUGUUUUGGGUCUGUUUUAUGGAGUUGUGAAUAAGAAUCUCUUUUUUGAGAUUUGUCAACAGCAGUAAAAAUAUGUAAUGUUUUGUUGUAAGCAAUGCAAGUGGAGUUUCAUGUACACAUACAAUUUGGUGCAGUUGUAUUUAACAGUAUAUUCAAUAUUACUAUACUAUGA